This is a messenger RNA of Loxodonta africana (African savanna elephant), 854 nucleotides long. RefSeq names its product DLA class II histocompatibility antigen, DR-1 beta chain-like. Lineage: Eukaryota; Metazoa; Chordata; Mammalia; Proboscidea; Elephantidae. The record is from RefSeq and is a predicted model, not a curated record. Gene Ontology annotation, biological process: immune response; antigen processing and presentation. The coding region runs from base 40 to 840 and encodes 266 amino acids. Gene Ontology annotation, cellular component: MHC class II protein complex; membrane. The transcript has 6 exons.
CCUGUUACUCUCUUACCCUGUGCUCUUCUGUUCUCCAGCAUGGUGUGCUUGUGGUUCCCCAGGGGCACCUGGAUGGCAGCUCUGACUCUGAUACUGAUGAUGCUGAGUCCUCCUCUGGCUUUGUCCAGGGACACCCGACCACGUUUCCUGGAGCAGAUUAACCACGAGUGUCAGUUCACCAACGGGACGGAGCGGGUGAGACUUGUGGACAGAUACUUCUACAACCGGGAGGAGUAUGUGCGCUUCGACAGCGACGUGGGGGAGCACGUGGCGGUGACAGAGCUGGGGCGGCCGGACGCCGAGGCCUGGAACGGCCAGAAGGAGUUCAUGGAGCAGAAACGGGCCGAGGUGGACACGGUGUGCAGACACAACUACGGGGUUGGUGAGAGCUUCACGGUGCAGCGGAGAGUUGAGCCUGUGGUGACUGUGUAUCUGGCAAAGACUCAGCCCCUGCAGCACCACAACCUCCUGGUCUGCUCUGUGAAUGGUUUCUAUCCAGGACACAUUGAAGUCAGAUGGUUCCGGAAUGGCCAGGAAGAGGAGGCUGGGGUUGUCUCCACAGGCCUGAUCCAGAAUGGAGACUGGACCUUCCAGAUCCUGGUGAUGCUUGAAACCAUUCCUCAGAGUGGAGAGGUUUACUCCUGCCAAGUGGAGCACCCAAGCCUGACGAGCCCUGUCACAGUGGAAUGGAGGGCACAAUCGGGAUCUGCACAGAGCAAGAUGCUGAGUGGAAUCGGGGGCUUGGUUCUGGGUCUGCUCUUCCUUGGGGCGGGGCUGUUCAUCCACUUCAGGAACCAGAAGGCACGCUCUGGACUUCAACCAACAGGACUCCUGAGCUGAAGUGAAGAUGGUGA